AUGUCGGAGGGCAAGAUAAAGUACGCCCUCUGUGGCGCUGUUUCUGCUAUAGCAGCCAAGGCAAGGGUGACUAUAUUUCGUUAUUCUUCAGGCUUCAUAUUCGUUGUCGACAGUAAUGAUCAGGAAAGAAUAGAUGAGGCGAGGGAAGAACUUCACCGUAUGCUGAGUGACGAGGGGCUGCGUGAAACCCCCUUGUUGGUGUUUGCAAACAAACAGGUGUGUGUGUGUAUUUCGUGUUAAUGACUUCUCUAUCGCAGGAUUUGCCAAACGCAAUGCCGGCCUGCGAGGUAACUCAAAGACUCGGCCUCUCCGCUUUUCAGGGGCGUCAAUGGCACGUGCAAGCCACGUGCGCCACCUCAGGCACUGGUCUCUACGAAGGCCUGGACUGGCUAUGCAACACUCUUUCCUCAGCCAAGCGAUGA
Messenger RNA from Spirometra erinaceieuropaei, 422 nucleotides. The record is from the annotation of a GenBank genome assembly. NCBI's taxonomy places the organism in Eukaryota, Metazoa, Platyhelminthes, Cestoda, Diphyllobothriidea, Diphyllobothriidae.